Messenger RNA from Paraphaeosphaeria sporulosa, 860 nucleotides. RefSeq lists its product as uncharacterized. The record is from RefSeq and is a predicted model, not a curated record. NCBI's taxonomy places the organism in Eukaryota, Fungi, Ascomycota, Dothideomycetes, Pleosporales, Didymosphaeriaceae. The coding region runs from base 106 to 507 and encodes 133 amino acids. The transcript has 2 exons.
ACUCCCAGCCUAACAUCUCGCGCCGCAAAACUAAUCUUGCACGCCCCAUUGAUUGCUCAGCUCCGCACACGACCUACCUUUCCUCCGCGGCAUCCGGAGAGUAGCAUGCUAGACUCCGCAUCCGCGUCCACCGUCGUCCUCCUCGCCGCUGCGUCAACCCUCCUCGUCGCCGCUAUGUUGUAUCCGACGUCGCUCCUCCGCUGGCUGCAGCGCAAGCGCUACCAGUACGAAGUCACCUUCUCGCUGUACAUGCUCACGUCGACUGAGAAGUUCAUCCUGAACUCGAUUCUCUUCCUCCUCCUCUCCCUCUUUAUCAUCGCCGCCUCGCUCUAUCUCCCCGAGCACAUCGCCUUUAUGGCAAACCGCAUGUUUUAUUACUUCUCGGGCGACUCGUCGCACUUCACCACACAGGCCGCGCCAAAGGCCGACUUCGCGACCGCCGCCGUCACGCAGAUGCUCAGCAGCGGGGAUGCGUUACGAGGGCCCGCCGCGGGACACGAGCUAUGAUCGCAAGUCUAGGCAGCGCAUUGAAGGGUUUUGGUCUGAAUCUGGUUUUAUUUGGGGAAAGAUGGGAUAACACGGUCGGUGGGAGAGGCGUGGCCGCCGGCCACAGCGACGGACUGCAUGUACGGAGACGUCUGCUGCCGAGCCGACAUGCGAGGCGACGGCGGCAUAACAGCGGGCGUGCGCCUUGAAUGUGCUCGCGCUUCGCAUUUGGGCAUAGGGAUACCCAUGCACAUCAUAGACUCGGGCGUUAUCACAGUCCUACCCAUGGCGCUCGCAGGCCCUGCCCGGGCUGUGGUCGUAUCACACUCGAUACCUGCCGCAUACGGCACACUACUUAAUGUUAAUGAUUCACC